ACUGAAAAACAAAAAAAAAAAAGGAAGAAAAGGAUGCUGAAACUGCUGGCGCUGAGAGGUGGCGUGGUGGGUCUCUUGUCUCUGACAAAAGAUGAGUGAAAAUCGUGUCCUCUGAACAUCAAAGUAAGAAAAAAAAAGCAAAAAACUGAAACUUCAUCCAGAUUAUAAACCUUCUCUUGCAUAUCCAUACUUCACUGUUUUCAGAUCUUUUCUCUGGCCUUACUCAAAAUGUGCAGAUUACUGGCUUAUUAAUGGCUGUGGCAGAAGCAAGAACUGCUUGGCAAAGAGCAGCUAAUCGUUGCUUGGUCCAAGAAGAUGCCAAACGAGCUCCAAAGUUGGCAUGCUGCUCAUCAGCGUCACCCUCAUCGAAACAGGUUGAUACUGGGCCUGCAAAUGGUGCUGAUGCACAAAAUCCGUCUAGUACAUGUUUCCUGCCCUUGAACAGGAACUCUUCAUAUUGUGAUUUAUCCCCUAAUACAAGAUGGUGGCUGCAUCUUCAACCUAAUUAUGGGUAUCAAAGAGGCUUAGUGAGUGAAACUGUAGAUUCUCAGGAAGCAGAGAUGGAGAAUAUUGGUCCAGUUUUAGAUUCGACCCCCAAAAAUAGCAAGUUCUGUGAUCAGAGUGAAGCAGAUGGUGGUUACAUGGAUGAAGUCACAGUUGGUGGAUCUCUAGAUUAUCAGGUUAAAAGAUCUGCAAGCCAUGUAAAUAGUGACUUGGAAGUUGGAAGCAAAGAACUAAUAGAUGUGUUCACUGAGAUUUCCAAGGAUGGUCUUCACCUUGAGGACACAGGGUAUCCAUAUGAAGAAAGUAAGAAAGAUAUGGUUGAUUUCACAGUGUGUAAACAGGUUGAUGAGCUUUCGUUUGAUAGGGAGUAUCCUUGGAUUGGUGUUGAGAAAACCGAGCCAUGGUGGCGAACUGCAGACAGAGAGGAACUUGCUUUAUUGGUUGCGCAGAGAUCACAUGAUUUUAUUGAGAACUGUGAUCUUCCCCAGCCACAGAACAAUUUUGUUAAACGGGAUCACGAUGUGGAUGUUGAUACUAAGAUUUAUGAUGCUUCUGUGAGUCCCAAAUCCAGAGAUAUGUCUCGCGACAGUGAGAAUAUUCAUCAACGGGGCAAUGUUUCUUUUAAACGCCCAUCUCAAUUAGAAGCUGAAGGGCACUCACAGCUCCAUGCUUGCAAGUCAACAAGUUUGAGAAACAGUGACACCAGUAGCCAAAAGCUUUUGCCUGAAAUGAACACAUCUAGUGAUGACGAAAGCAAGGCCCAACUACUAGAAGCACUUCGUCAUUCUCAAACGCGUGCAAGGGAAGCUGAAAAUGCAGCAAAGCAAGCCUUUGCAGAGAAGGAGCACGUCGUGCAGCUGGUAUUUAGACAAGCAUCACAACUUUUUGCCUAUAAGCAAUGGUUCCAGCUACUGCAAUUAGAGAACCUGUACUUCCAGAUUAAAAACAACAGAAACCAGCCGAUAUCGGCCAUAUUACCGGUAAUGCUGCCAUGGGUACCCCAGAAAACUAAGAGACCGCGGAAGAAGUCUGCUAGGGUCAAACGAGCCAAACGAGCCCGUUCCAAGUAUGACUUGAGCAGAUAUGCAGUUGUUUUUGCACUGGGUUUGGGUCUUGUUGGUGCAGGUUUCCUUCUUGGCUGGACGGUCGGGUGGAUGUUACCGACAUUCUGAGCUGUAUAGAUUGUAUCCAAUUUUCCUGUUAAUACUAGUUUUGUGAAGAUUGGUCUACAGGGGAAUUGACUGGUUGAUAGGGUCUAUGUUAGUUGUAUGAUGAUGACGAUCAUUUCUCCAAUUACUUUGGUCUCAGCUUUUAGUACUUGAAAUUGAAACAAAACACUCAGCUUUCCUUCAGCUUGUACUUGAAGACAAGCAUGUUAUAUAUCUUAGGCAUUAUGUUUUUCCUUACCAAAAUCAUGGUUUCUAUAGACUAGUUUUGUAUUGUCUUGGUCAAGGAAUCUUGGAAAUAACUA
Messenger RNA from Nicotiana tabacum (common tobacco), 1975 nucleotides. RefSeq lists its product as uncharacterized. Lineage: Eukaryota; Viridiplantae; Streptophyta; Magnoliopsida; Solanales; Solanaceae. The record is from RefSeq and is a predicted model, not a curated record.